Saprolegnia parasitica CBS 223.65 is the source of this 162-nucleotide messenger RNA. RefSeq lists its product as hypothetical. The record is from RefSeq and is a predicted model, not a curated record. The annotation marks the transcript as partial. NCBI's taxonomy places the organism in Eukaryota, Oomycota, Saprolegniomycetes, Saprolegniales, Saprolegniaceae. The transcript has a single exon.
GUUCGUCGAGGUCGCGCCGCCCCGUCCGCCCGUUGUUUGACGUGCCCAACCUGCAAGAGCUUCUCCUCGCUGGCGACGUCGCGCUCAUCGCCACAGACCUUCGAGGCGUCAACCGGGAGGAGUCACGGCGCCGACUCGAAGACGGUCGCGUUCCUCCAAUAA